AUGGAUUUUAAUGCAAGUAACUUUGAUAAAAAUAUUCCUUUUUUUUUAAGUAUUAGUGAUACCCAUGCAAGCACUAUAGAUGUUGAUAGCUUUGAAAAUUUUGAUUUGGGUGCUACUUUAAGCCAGCCGGAGGUGCGUAUAAGCCGUCAAGAAACUUAUUUAAAUGAAAUAAUGCCUUUUGGCAAAUUUCAUAUUUCAAGCUUUAUAGAAAACGAUGGGUAUGAGAAAGAGUAUGAGGAAGGGUAUGAGGAGCAGUAUGAGGAAGAGUAUGAGGAACGGUAUGAGGAAGGGCGUAAGGAACGAUAUGAGAAGCGGUUUGAGGAAGGGUAUGAAGAACAGUAUGAGGAAGGGUAUAAGGAAGGGUAUGAGGAAUGGUAUGAGGAAGGGUAUGAGGAAGGCUAUGGGAUUAAUCAAGGUGUAGAUGAAGAAACUGCAGAGGAUGAAAAAAGCGAUAAGGACAAAAUUACGGAACAAGAAUUGGAAAACAUAGAGCCACUUUAUUCAAUUGCAGUUAAUAUAGUUUUUGCUUGUUGGAAAGAGUUAGAUCAGCUGCUUAAAAACCAUGGGCUAGAAAAUGGCUUCGCAGUUACUAUUACUCAUAGUGACAAUGACAAAGAUGAUAGGUUACCUCGACGCCGAACUUACAAAUGUAUAAAAGGCCGAAAAUACAUAUCAUGUAAAAAAGCACAUGUACUUGAUGAUCGUGAUCGAGGGCACCAUGCAGCUUCUAAAAAAAAACAAGAUAACCCAACAUUCCAUGUAGACGCUCGUUUUGAAGGUAAAGACAAUCAUCUGGUUGGAUUAUGUUGGAUGAAUCCGCAUCAACAGGAAUUCCGUGUUGAACAGAUUUUUAAACAAAACUGGGGCAUAUUAUUACAAGAAUAUAAUGAUGCUGCUGAUUAUUUGCAAUGGCAACUUUAUGAGUGUAGAGAGGUGUGGGCAUUAUGCUUUACACACUGUGCUUUCAAUGCAGAUGUGCAAAGCACACAACGUGUUGAAUCCUACAAUGCUAUAAUCAAAAAUAAGGUUAAUGGAUCAUCAUCUCUUACAGAGCUUGAACACACUAUUGAGAAGUUAUUAAUCAAAGAAAGCUGUUUUAUAAAGUUGAAUGAGGUUAUUAAUCAGCUCCCUGUUAGUCGUGAAGAUAGCUACGCUAAUAGAUAUUUUGAAAAAGUAGUUGAAAUAUGUAGUAAAUUUUUGACACCAGCAAUUCUUAAGCUUCAACGAAGUGAAAUAAAUCGUAAAAGUAUGUAUAAUGCAUAUAUCAUUGAACUUGAACAACUUGUUGACGGUCUGGAACAGGAAAGAAUUCGUGAGGUCUGGCAUGUAUCAUCGGUUGAUAAGAAGGCUAAUCAUUUAGUUGUAUUCGUACCUGUAAUUACAUUAGUUUUAGAUGGAAUAUUUGGUUCAACAGAACUUAAUUUACAGGAUGACUUUUCACAUUUGGAGUAUAUCCAUAGAUGUCAUAUUUUUACAGAUGAAGUGCGUCAUGAGUUAUCACCGGAAGAACUUUAUGAGAUGCAUUUAAAUCUUUCUAAGAAAAUGGAAAUCGAAUUGCAACAAAAAGAAAACCAAGAUAAUGACAAUAUAGAUUUUAAUCGCAUAAUUAGUAACCCAGUUGGUAUUAGGAUGAAGGAUAGUGAUGGUAGUGAGUAUUUGCCUACUACUAGUCUUAAUGAGGUGUUAAAAAUACAUGAAUCAG
Racocetra fulgida is the source of this 1702-nucleotide messenger RNA. NCBI's taxonomy places the organism in Eukaryota, Fungi, Glomeromycota, Glomeromycetes, Diversisporales, Gigasporaceae. The record is from the annotation of a GenBank genome assembly.